UAAAUGAGGAGGACAUUGACCGACCACAUACAGUGAUACAGAUAUAUCUGUCUAUCUCUCUCUCUCUCUAGAUAUCUCUUGCGCGAGGUUGAGAAAUGGCAAAUAUUUUUCAGCCUGAGCACCAGUACCAUUUUUUCCCAUGGUUCUUCCUGUUCAUGAUUGUGCUGUCACUGCUGCCCUGCUCUACGCUUGCAGACGUUGGGACUGCUGCAUCUUACGGCCCUCCAUACAACCCAACGGCGUGCUUUAAUGGGGACCCUGGUCAGUUCCCGGCGGACAGUUUGUUUGCGGCUGUAGGUGAGGGGAUCUGGGACAAUGGCGCUGCUUGUGGCCGUGAGUACAUAGUUCGGUGCCUGAGCUCAGCUACUCCAGGGGCUUGUCUGGCGGACAGCACCGUGCGGGUACUUGUGCUUGACCGUGGCACCGUGCUGCAUUCCAGCCCUUCGGCUAACGACACCACCAUAGUCCUCUCCAAACAAGCCUUUCGGAAGAUUUCCACCCUCUCUGCUCCAGUCAUCAACGUUGAAUUUGCAGUGGUAUGACAUAGACUUUUCAUUCAGGGGCCGGCAUGUGUAGCGGCAAUUUAGCGGUGGAUAGCUCUUGGUCUUUGUGCCCGAUUCGCUGUAUGAUCAUGUGAUCAGUGCUCGAAGUUUGUUUAGAGCUAGCUACUCUCCAUGUUGUUAAUUCACAUGCAAAUCCUAGUCAAUCAAUUAUUAUAUAUAUAUCAUUUUUAUUUCUCUAUUUGCUUUUUGUAUGCGUUUUUGUUGAGCUUUACAUAAAAGAUUGCAUGUGAGAGCUGCUGCACAAAUGGAAGAAUUACAUGCGUGAUUGAAGGAGAAUGAAUAAAGAAAGAAGUC
Dioscorea cayenensis subsp. rotundata (Guinea yam) is the source of this 857-nucleotide messenger RNA. Its product is annotated as EG45-like domain containing protein. The transcript is spliced from 3 exons. The coding region runs from base 96 to 542 and encodes 148 amino acids. The record is from RefSeq and is a predicted model, not a curated record. NCBI's taxonomy places the organism in Eukaryota, Viridiplantae, Streptophyta, Magnoliopsida, Dioscoreales, Dioscoreaceae.